Paramecium octaurelia is the source of this 522-nucleotide messenger RNA. NCBI's taxonomy places the organism in Eukaryota, Ciliophora, Oligohymenophorea, Peniculida, Parameciidae. The record is from the annotation of a GenBank genome assembly.
AUGUUGCCGCUUUAAUAUGCUAGGGGACAUGAAUAUCCUGUUGAGAAGUUUUGUACAAAUGAAUAUUGUAAAGAGAAAAGAUUAUUUUGCUUUGAAUAAUGCUCUAAAAUUGAAUCCCUACAUGGAAAUCAUAAUAAAGAUACUGAAAAAAAAAAAAAAUUGAAACUUUGUGAAUAUUUGAAAGAGUUAUCUUAAUAAUGCAAUAAAAUAGUAGAGGAGAUAGAAAUCUAAUUUUCAAAAAUGUAACAACAUUUCAAGCAAUUUAAAUCAGGAAUUCUAGCUACGUAUUCAAUAAUGGAGAGUGAUCUGCUAAAUUUAAAUUCAAAUGAAAUUAGUAAAUACUUUAAGUAAUUUUAUUAAAUUUAAUAAAGAAAUCGCAGGCUAGCAGAUUAGUUUAUAGAAAUCACUGACAAAUUUAUAUAAAUCUAAAAGAUUACAGUGAAGAAUUUGAAAUAAAUCAGGUCGAAGAUUCUGAAGAUGAAGUUCCUUGUAAUCCUAAACCAUUUUCAUAUGAAUUAAUGA